Messenger RNA from Naumovozyma dairenensis CBS 421, 1317 nucleotides. RefSeq names its product endoplasmic reticulum-Golgi intermediate compartment family protein. NCBI's taxonomy places the organism in Eukaryota, Fungi, Ascomycota, Saccharomycetes, Saccharomycetales, Saccharomycetaceae. Gene Ontology annotation, biological process: endoplasmic reticulum to Golgi vesicle-mediated transport; retrograde vesicle-mediated transport, Golgi to endoplasmic reticulum. The record is from RefSeq and is a predicted model, not a curated record. The transcript has a single exon. Gene Ontology annotation, cellular component: endoplasmic reticulum membrane; endoplasmic reticulum; COPII-coated ER to Golgi transport vesicle. The coding region runs from base 1 to 1317 and encodes 438 amino acids.
AUGUUGAAAAAGAAAUCGGCUAAACUGUUAUCCUUCGAUGCCUUUGCGAAGACAGAAGAAGAAGUUCGUAUAAGAACAAAUACGGGUGGUAUCAUAACCAUAUCAUGUAUACUAGUAACACUCUAUCUACUGUUGAAUGAGUGGUCACAAUUUAAUUCUGUCAUUACUUCUCCACAAUUGGUAGUGGAUAGAGAUAGAAAUUUGAAAUUAGAAUUGAACUUGGAUAUUUCAUUCCCAAAUAUCUCUUGUGAUUUGAUUAAUUUGGAUAUUAUGGAUGAGUCAGGUGAGUUACAAUUGGAUCUGUUGGAUUCUACUUUCAUCAAGACUAGGCUGGAUCCACAAGGGAACCCAUUAGAUAAUGAUAAUAAUGUUGCCGAUACCGAUGCUGAUUUGGUGAUUGGUGUAGAUGAUUUGACUAAAAAUGGUGAAAAAAGGUUAAAGGAGAUUUUAGCUAAAGACCCUGAUUAUUGUGGUUCGUGUUAUGGCUCUCAAGAUCAAACAGAAAAUGAAUCGAAAUCAAAGGAUCAAAAAAUCUGUUGUCAAACUUGUAAUGAUGUAAGAGAUUCUUAUUUGAAUGCAGGUUGGGCAUUCUUUGAUGGUGCACAAAUUGAGCAAUGUGAAAAUGAAGGAUACGUAGCUAAAAUUAAUAAGCAUUUAGAAGAAGGUUGUAGAAUAAAAGGACAAGCUCUUUUAAAUCGAAUUCAAGGUAAUAUUCAUUUCGCACCAGGGAAAUCAUACUCAAAUUAUAAAGCGAAGGGGUCUACUCAUCGUCAUGAUACUUCAUUAUAUGAUAAAGUUAAAAAAAUGAAUUUUAAUCAUAUCAUUCAUCACCUAAGUUUUGGUAAAUCAAUCGAUAAAGUUGGUAAGAAUGAUUUGAAAGAUUACUCCGAUAGAAAGAAGUUUUCAAUAAACCCACUGGAUGAUAGAAAAGUCAUUGUUAAAGAUUUUAAUCCUGCAUUCCAUCAAUUUUCUUAUUAUACUAAAAUCGUUCCAACAAGAUAUGAAUUUUUAGAUGAGAAAAUUAGUUCAAUAGAAACUGCGCAAUUCAGUGCUACUUAUCAUUCAAGACCAAUACAAGGUGGAACAGAUGAAGAUCAUCCAACCACAUUCCAUUCAAGAGGUGGGAUACCAGGAUUGUUUUUCUUCUUUGAAAUGUCACCAAUAAAAGUUAUCAAUAAAGAACAUCAUUUUAGAACUUGGUCAAGUUUCCUAUUGAAUUGUAUCACAAGUAUUGGUAGUGUUUUAGCUGUGGGGACUGUUUUCGACAAAAUCUUUUAUAGGGCUCAAAAGACUUUGAAAGCUAAAAAGAGUAAAUAA